Molecule: messenger RNA, 1104 nt
Organism: Medicago truncatula (barrel medic)
Lineage: Eukaryota; Viridiplantae; Streptophyta; Magnoliopsida; Fabales; Fabaceae
Product: non-seed lectin-like
Molecular function (GO): carbohydrate binding
Source: RefSeq, a predicted model, not a curated record
GACAACUUACAAUACUCACUCAUAACUUGGUAUCAAACUUUACAGUACCAUGGCUUUUUACCGCACAAAUCUUCCAACUCAUGAACUUGUUUUAGGCAUGAUAUACACAACUUUUUUUCUUUUGCUAGCAACAAAUAUAAACUCAGUACAAGCCCUUUCCUUCAAUUUCACCAAGUUCACUCCUAAUGCUCUGAUGUUUCCCUCUGGUAUAACCUUCCAAGGGGAUGCUCAGACGUUAAACAAUGGGGUCAUCGCACUGACUAAGCGUAUCAAACUUCCUUAUGGUACAACUAUACCAAGUACUGGUCGUAUCUUAACCCCACCUGUGUCCCUUUGGGACACUGCCGGCAAUGUUGCUAGCUUUGUCACUUCCUUUUCUUUCCUAAUAGAGGGCACUGAGGGUUAUGGUGUUCCAACUGAUGGUUUGGUCUUCUUUAUUGCACCACAAGACACUAAGAUUCCACCCAACUCAGAAAGUCAAUAUCUUGGAGUAGUUGAUUCAAAAAAUACUUACAAUCAAUUUGUUGGUGUAGAGUUUGACCUUUAUCCCAAUAGUUUUGAUCCCAAUACGAAACAUAUUGGAAUCGAUGUCAACUCUUUAAUUUCUCUCAAGACCGUGAAAUGGGAAUUCGCGAGUGGAUCAUUGACUAAAGUAAGUAAAGCAUAUGACUCUUCCUCUAACACAUUGAGUGUUGUUGUCACUUAUGCCAAUGGAAAAUUUUCUACCAUUGCUCAAAUCGUUGAUUUGAAAGCUGUGCUCCCCAACAAGGUUAGGUUUGGUCUAUCUGGUGCUUCAAUAACUGGUUUUGCACACGACAUCCAUUCAUGGUCAUUGACCACUUCAGACUUGAAAACAACUGCAAGCAGCGCCUUAGACAAGUUGCAGGCUAUAUAUGAUAACUAAUGCAUGCAUGGAGCUUAUAAUAAUUAUCUAAAUAAAGACCUUUGCUAGUAAGCAGCUUGUGUGACCUGUACGUGGUUUCUUUUAAAAUAAAAACCCUGCUAGUAAGCAGCUUCUAUGACCUAUAUAUACGUGAACCAUGUUACGGUAAAUGUCUUUUGCAUGCUAAAUGUUUGGUCUACAAUUGUGCUCUUUUUUACUUU